AGCCGGAAGCGUUGGGGAGGCGUUGGCGACGGCUACGGCAGCGGCGCACGUGGUGACGUGCGAGGGGGUGAGGCGCUAGCGGGCGGCUGCGGCGGGCGCAGUGUCUCCGGGACGCGCGUGGAGGUCGGUCUCUCGGAACUGCCGGGCACAGUUUCGCCGCCUGCGGCUUCAGCGCCGCUGUGCCAGCGAGCCAGCGAGCGAGUCCCUGCGAAUUUCCGGUGCGCUCCCCUUCCUCGCAGCCUCUGCGGGCUGUUCGCUCGUCUCCCCGCUCGGUCGCUCCAUCCUCGGUGGCCUCGAGACGCUUUCCGUUGGGCCGAUUCCCGCCCGCUUCCUCCUGCUCCCCUUUGAAGCUCCAGAGAUGAGUUUUUCCAUCUCUUCAGAGAUGAACCAGAUUAUGAUGCAUGAUUAUCACAGAAGAAGUUCGUGUCUAUAGCUUUAAAGGACUUGAUUACAUCAUUUUCAAGCCUGAUAGUUUUGGAAUCACCAUUAGAGCUUCAGACACCUCUGCCUUCACUUCAGCCACCUGUCUUCAUACCUCAACAAAGCGCUGAGUUUCCUUUGUCCUUGAUUAUUUAAAACACCCUGGAAAAUACAUUUCUCACCAGUAUAGUAGCCAAAUUAUAAGGAAAAAUGAUUCCCAAUGGAUAUUUAAUGUUUGAAGACGAAAAUUUCAUUGAGUCUUCUGUUGCCAAAUUAAAUGCCCUGAGGAAAAGUGGCCAGUUCUGUGAUGUUCGACUUCAGGUCUGUGGCCAUGAGAUGUUAGCACACAGAGCAGUCCUGGCUUGCUGCAGCCCCUAUUUAUUUGAAAUCUUUAAUAAUGAUAGUGAUCCUCACCGAGUUUCUCAUGUUAAGUUUGAUGAUCUCAAUCCGGAAGCUGUUGAAGUCUUGUUGAAUUAUGCCUACACUGCUCAGUUGAAAGCCGAUAAGGAAUUAGUCAAAGACGUUUAUUCUGCAGCAAAAAAGCUGAAGAUGGACCGAGUAAAGCAGGUUUGUGGUGAUUAUUUACUAUCUAGAAUGGAUAUUACCAGCUGCAUCUCUUACCGAAAUUUUGCAAGUUGUAUGGGAGACUCCCGUUUGUUGAAUAAGGUUGAUGCUUAUAUUCAGGAGCAUUUGUUACAAAUUUCAGAAGAGGAAGAGUUUCUUAAACUUCCACGGCUAAAGUUGGAGGUAAUGCUUGAAGAUAAUGUUUGCUUGCCCAGCAAUGGCAAAUUGUACACAAAGGUAAUCAACUGGGUGCAGCGUAGCAUCUGGGAGAAUGGAGACAGUCUGGAAGAGCUGAUGGAAGAGGUUCAAACCUUGUACUACUCAGCUGAUCACAAGCUGCUUGAUGGGAACCUACUAGCUGGACAGGCUGAGGUGUUUGGCAGUGAUGAUGACCACAUUCAGUUUGUGCAGAAAAAGCCACCACGUGAGAAUGGCCAUAAGCAGAUAAGUAGCAGUUCCAUUGGAUGUCUGUCUUCUCCAAAUGCUACAAUACAAAGCCCUAAGCACGAGUGGAAAAUCGUUGCUUCGGAAAAGACUUCAAAUAACACUUACUUGUGCCUGGCUGUGCUGGAUGGUAUUUUCUGUGUCAUUUUCCUUCAUGGGCGAAACAGCCCACAGAGCUCACCAACAAGUACUCCAAAACUCAUUAAAAGUUUAAGCUUUGAGAUGCAACCAGAUGAGUUAAUAGAAAAGCCCAUGUCUCCUAUGCAGUAUGCACGAUCUGGUCUGGGGACAGCAGAGAUGAAUGGCAAACUCAUAGCUGCAGGUGGCUAUAACAGAGAGGAGUGUCUUCGAACAGUUGAGUGCUAUGAUCCACAUACAGAUCAUUGGUCCUUUCUUGCUCCCAUGAGGACACCAAGAGCCCGAUUUCAAAUGGCCGUACUCAUGGGCCAGCUCUAUGUGGUGGGUGGAUCAAAUGGCCACUCAGAUGACCUGAGAUGUGGAGAGAUGUAUGAUCCAAACAUAGAUGACUGGACUCCUAUUCCAGAAUUGAGAACUAAUCGUUGUAAUGCAGGAGUGUGUGCUCUGAAUGGGAAAUUAUACAUCGUUGGUGGCUCAGAUCCAUAUGGUCAAAAAGGACUGAAAAAUUGUGAUGUAUUUGAUCCUAUAACAAAGUCAUGGACAAGCUGUGCUCCUCUUAACAUUCGUAGACACCAGUCUGCAGUCUGUGAGCUUGGUGGUUAUUUGUACAUAAUUGGAGGCGCAGAGUCUUGGAAUUGUCUGAACACAGUAGAACGUUAUAAUCCUGAAAAUAACACCUGGACUUUAAUUGCAUCCAUGAAUGUGGCUAGGCGAGGAGCUGGAGUGGCUGUUCUCGGCGGAAAACUGUUUGUAGGUGGUGGCUUUGAUGGUUCUCAUGCCAUCAGUUGUGUGGAGAUGUAUGAUCCAAUUAGAAAUGAAUGGAAGAUGAUGGGAAACAUGACUUCACCAAGGAGCAAUGCUGGGAUUGCAACUGUAGGGAACACUAUUUAUGCAGUGGGAGGAUUUGAUGGCAAUGAGUUUCUGAAUACGGUGGAAGUCUAUAACCUUGAGUCAAAUGAGUGGAGCCCCUAUACCAAGAUUUUCCAGUUUUAACAAAUUGAAGACCCUUUCAAACUAACAGGCUUAGUGAUGUAAUUGUGUUAGGUAGAGGUACACUUGUGAAUAAGGAGGGUGGGUGGGUAUAGAUGUUGCUAACAGCAACACAAAGCUUUUGCAUAUUGCAUAUUAUUAAACACGCUGUACAUACUUUUUGUGUUUAUUGGGAAAGGAAUGCAAAGAUGAAGGUCUGUUUUGUGUAUUUUUAGGGCUACUUUCGUUAUUUUAGUUUUUUGGAAGUUGAUAUUGUAAAAGAAUAAACCAAGAAUUGAUUGGGCACAUCAUUUCAAGAAGUCCCCUCCUCCACAUUUGUUUGCCAAUUUGCACAUUAAAUGACUCUUCCCUCAAAUGUGUGUAUUAUGGGGCAAGAGAGGUAGGGUUUUAAGAUAUAGGCAGUUGGGUUUUUUAAGGUCCCUUUUUCAAUAACUGGAACAUUCUAUAACAAAGAGACUUAUUUAACUAGAUGACAAUGACUUUUUGUUUUUAUUAAAAAAAAGCUUACAUGCCUACUGAGGUUUAAUCUUUUAUGAUGGCCUUUUUAUAAAUUUUUGUAUUCUCAGCAGAGUGCUUUACUUGUUGAAGUAAAAUGUGGCAGGUUCAAAUUACUGAAGCAGAGUGACAGUCUUAAAAGUAUGCAGUGAGGUGUUUUACACGCCCAGAAUGCAAGCUUCAGAGAGCUCUUGCCUCAGCUACAAUUUUUUUUUUUUUUUUUUUGAGAAUGCAAUACCAAUGUUUAUUGGAAUGGAGUUGCUGAACAGUAACAUGGCUGUGAUUUUUAUUUGAUAACACUGUUUUUAAAUACUUUGACUUCUUGGGAGUAUAUUUUAUAUAGCAAAACACUCAAUAUUAUAUUAAUAACAGUAAAGAACAGUGAAGUAUUUUAUCUUCUAAAUAAUUCCUAUUUUUUAUUUAUCAUUAAAAAAAAUCCUAAAUGGCAGCCCUUGAUUGUAAAAAAAAAAAAAAAUACCUUAAACUGUAUUGGGUUUAUGAAUGCAGCCUUUAUCAGAACUAUGUUUUUGUUCAGUUUUCCUAUUCAUAUGGAUAAAUACUGGUUGGGGUGGUGACUUGGUAUCUAAUGUGUAAUGCUACACAUAUAACUUACGGUGCCAAAAUUAGAACAUCCUAAUGCUUGCUGCUGAUGCAAACAUAUUAAAGGUACUUUGCAGGAAAUCCUUGCACCAUGGGAUUACUAUCCAAAUGUUGUUGUGUACUCAUUCAUUACUAAAAGUUUUUGGGGGAAAUUUUUUUUUCCAGUAAAAAUGAGCUUAAGGUAUUUGUGGGAAAAUAGUUAACUGGCAUCUUAUAUCUGAAAUAAGGACUGAUGUAAAGGGGGUUUUUUGGUUUUGUUUUCUCUGGGAAGACAAAGAGGCAAACAGGAAUCUAAUGAGCCAACUGGGACAACAUGACUAUCCACUGGCUAACCUGGGUGAGAAGAAAAUUAGGUAUUUUUUUUACAAAUGUUCCGCUGGGUCUUUGACACCUUAUUUCACUCAUCUAUCCCCACAGAGAACCAACAAGAAAGGAAAUCAGUUUGCCUGGUGGCUGUGUAGUUCCUAUCAUUGGUUUGGUUCUGGGCUAAAACUGGGUUGGCAGAUUUGAAUUUGCCUAAUAUGAUGAAUAUUUUUAAAAUAGAUCUGUAUAUGUUCUAUUUAUUUAGCACAAGGAAAUAAAAUUUUAGUGGGGG
Lipotes vexillifer (Yangtze River dolphin) is the source of this 4246-nucleotide messenger RNA. It is a transcript of the gene IVNS1ABP, whose product is annotated as influenza virus NS1A binding protein. Gene Ontology annotation, molecular function: protein binding. Bases 631 to 2559 code for a protein of 642 amino acids. The record is from RefSeq and is a predicted model, not a curated record. NCBI's taxonomy places the organism in Eukaryota, Metazoa, Chordata, Mammalia, Artiodactyla, Lipotidae. The transcript has 15 exons.